Messenger RNA from Saccostrea cuccullata (small rock oyster), 805 nucleotides. RefSeq names its product spore cortex-lytic enzyme-like. The coding region runs from base 45 to 542 and encodes 165 amino acids. The record is from RefSeq and is a predicted model, not a curated record. NCBI's taxonomy places the organism in Eukaryota, Metazoa, Mollusca, Bivalvia, Ostreida, Ostreidae. The transcript has 2 exons. Gene Ontology annotation, molecular function: hydrolase activity.
AGAAAAUUAACGGUCAGAUUCCGCCAAAAAAGCUAAGCUCAAUUAUGUUUAGAUACAUUGUUUUAGGGUUAGCUUUUUCUUCAUGGAUAGUUUACGGGCAAAUCUGUACCAACACAAACAUCAACACUGUCGCUAGGGUCGUUUUCGGAGAAGCCCGAGGAGAACCGAUGAGAGGCCAACUAGCUGUUGCUUACUCCAUUGUCAACCGGAAAAAUCAUCAAGCUUAUCCAAACACCAUCAACGGAGUGGUGUACCAGAGGCGAACAAAUAGCAGAAAAUACCAGUACGACACGUUAGAUAUGCCAGGCCACACCCGAGCUUGGAACGACGCCAAAAGAAGGAAUACACAGGAAUACAAAAACGCAAUAAAAGCGUCCGGUGACGCAUUAUGCAAUCGGCAGAGAGACCCAACGAGAUGUGCCACAGAUUACUGCGCCUUUGAUCCUUGUCAUUCAACAACAUCAAAUAGGUGGUGGAGAGCUACCAACAAAGUGAAAAUUGGAAACCACUACUUUGUGUGUCGCGUUGCUGCCAGCGGAUAAUACCAUGGGAGCUUUCCACAACUCUAUAAAUUUCGGUGGUUCUCGCAAAAGUUCGAAAGUCCAGAACGUUUUAUGACGCGAUUUUUUUUUCUUUUAUAGCAAUAGAUAAAAUCAUUUGAGAAACACGUUUUGAAUAAAAAUGUGUUUAAAAAAAUGCUUUUAAUGAUAACUGAUUAUAUAUUUAAAGAGAAAGGAAAAUGGUCAUGAUCAAUAUAUAUAAAACUUUCUAAAUAAAAUGCAUUUUAGCUCUAAUGAGAAAGAUA